Molecule: messenger RNA, 4750 nt
Organism: Cyprinodon variegatus (sheepshead minnow)
Lineage: Eukaryota; Metazoa; Chordata; Actinopteri; Cyprinodontiformes; Cyprinodontidae
Gene: rsf1b.1
Product: remodeling and spacing factor 1-like
Exons: 14
Biological process (GO): regulation of DNA-templated transcription
Cellular component (GO): RSF complex
Source: RefSeq, a predicted model, not a curated record
AGGGCUUGACAUUGGUGUGGAAAGAUGGCUGCUUCGGCGGCAACGGCGAGUUCUCCCCCCGGUUUGUGUCCAAAUUACGCCGUGAUUUGCUCAUUCCUUGAGCGCUACGGAGCGCUGUUGGACUUACCGGAGCUCACCUUCCCUCAGCUGGAGAGAUACCUGCAGGACACAUCUUCAGUUCCAAAGCUGCUGGUUGAUCUUCAUGUCAAGUUGCUGAGGAAGAUUGGGAAGUCGGUUUCUGCAGACAGAUGGGAGAAAUACCUCGUCAAGAUAUGCCAGGAGUUCAACAGCACCUGGGCAUGGGAACUGGAAGAGAAGGGAUACAAGGAGCUGUCCAUGGAGUGCAAGACGGGCAUACUGAAAUAUUUAUGCGAGAUCCAGUUUGACGAAAACGUGAAGUUUAAAACAGCCAUCAAUGACGAAGAUCCGGAGAAAAUGCGUCUGCAGCCGAUCGGCCGGGACAAGGACGGACAGAUGUACUGGUUUCAGCUGGACCAAGAUGACAAUGUGCGCGUUUACCUGGAGGAGCAGGACGACUUGGACGGGGGGUCGUGGAAGUGCAUCGUCAGGACCAGAAAUGACCUGGCGGAAGUUGUUGCCCUCCUAAAGACACAAAUCGACCCCGAGCUGCUUAAAAAAGACCUGGAGAAGCAAAGUAAAGCAGAAGGGGAGACGGACAAAGAUAAAGGCGACACUAAAAAGACUGAAGAUACAUCAGAUGAAGACCACAAAGAGAGAAAUGAAGAAACAAAAAACUCUGAGGUGAAACCAGAGGUCAGUCUGUCCCUAAACGGCGUUGUCGAAGCUAAACAGGAGCCAGAAAUCACCCCAGAAAACAUCAGCACAAAAGCUCAGAGCAUCAAAGCGGAGCCGGAGGAGCCGGCAGACUCUAAAGCCGCACUUAGCGAACCAGCGCCCCCCUGUGGAGCUGUGAAAGAAGAGGUAAAGAAGAGCGGCUUGGAGGAGAGCCAGCAUCCCACAAGAAACGACCAGCAGGCCAAAAUCCCCCUGAAGAAAAGGGGCAUGAAGUUCACUGAGGACUUUGAGAAACCCGGAACUGUAACGAUCCAAAACCCAUCGGUCCCAGAGUCGAGUCUAGAGCAGAAGAUUCCUAGAAGAAAUGAUCAGGUUAACGGUGAAGUUCUGCUGCAGGCAGAGAAAGAAGCUGAGGAGCAGCCUAAUACAGAUAAAUCCAAGGAAAACGUUCCUCCGGCUGCGGAUGAGGCGAAAUUACUGCAGGAUGACUCGACAAGAAGAGAAGAAAGUGAAGCACAGAAAUCUUCCCCGCAACCAGCGUCUGUAUUUAAAACCAGGGAGAAACCCUCCAAUCAGGAAGAGGCAGAAACAAAUGGAGCAUCUAAAUCUACAGAUGGUGGAGAUUCUUCUACAAUCAAACCAACCACAGAGAAAGAGGAUGAAAAAAUCAAGUUAGACAAGUUAAAUCAUGAAGUAAAGUCUGAAGAGUCGGAGGGAAAGUCAUCCUGUGUGGAGAUGGACACAUCUGAGUCGAACCAGAGAAAACAAUCAGCUAAUACAGAGACGGUGGUUAACAAGUCUGAUUCCUCUGAACCUAAAGGGAAGGAGGGAAACCUCGAAACAUCAGAGAGGGAGUCUAACGAGACAGAGCAUGAAGAAAAGGAGCCUACAGGGAAAGAUCCAGAACCCACAGAGGAUAAUGUGGAGAAAUCUACAGAGUCCAAAUCCACUACAUUACCAUGUGAUGAUGGCAAAACAGACAACCGGGUUAUUAAGGACAAAUCGGUGGAGAAAAAGGAGCCAAGUUGUGUCAAAAAAGACGAAUCUGAAUCAUGUCAGCUCAUCAAGCAGAGCGAGGAUGUCAAAGAGACGAGCUCAGAAAAGCCAGAAGGCUUAAAGAAGGAUUUAAACUGCAAAGACGGUACGAUAUGCGUUUCCACGCCGACUGAGGAAGAGCAAUCUGUCGAUAAACACAAUCUGACGAAGGCACAAGACGGUGAUGAAAGAGAGAAGGCUGAUCACAAGUCAGGCAGAGACUGUGAACAGACGGAGAAGCCGCCCAGUCCUGCUGAGAAGGAAAAACCCCUGAAGGAAACUGAAACGCAGGCCGAAAAGAAAGAAGAGGAGAAAGCGACGCCGUCCAAGGAUGACGCCAACGAUGAGAGCAAAAGCGACUCUCAAAAUAAAGGCGCUCUAAAUGACAAAGGGAAAGAAGGGGAUUCUUUAAUUGACGAGCCGGAAAAAAGUGAAAAAACUGUUCAAGAAGUUCAGAAACAAAACAAAACCUCAACGAACCACGAGGAGUCCAGGCCAACAAAUUCAAGCCCAGACUCCGAAUCCUCAAAAGAAGCGGAGGAAAAGCAAACCAAAGGAGCAGCAGACGAUGCACCUGCAGAGCAGGACUGUGAUAGGAAACACGACCGGGUGCAGAACGGUGGUAGCGCUCUGUCUCAAGGGGGCGCACGGCGAAGAAACAAGCCCCCUGUGCACCGGAGGAGAGCCGAGCUCCAGGCAGAGGAGCGUCAGGGAGACUCUGAGUCAGACACCAACACGGGGAGGUGUCUGAGGAGGUCGCCGAGGAUCUCCAGACCAACGCAGAAGGCCGUGGAGGUCCAGGAGAAAAAGGCAGAGAAGCCUCAGCCUGCUCCUCUGCCUCACAAGGAUGAAGAAGACGGAAAAGCAGAAGAGGAGGAGGAGGAGGAAGAAGAAGAGGUCAAAACUGUUCAAAGGAAACCCAAAGAGAAAAAGGCCGAUCAGGAGAACCAGUCCAAACCUAAAGGGAGAAAAAGACGGAGAACGCGGUGGUCCAACACGCGAACCCGCCGGAAAAAGAAAAGCUCCGACGACGAGCAUGAAAACAGCGAGGAGGAGGAGGAGAGCGAGGAGGAGGAGAGCGAGGAGGAAGACGACGACAGCGACGAAGACUACAAGGUGGAGCGAAACAGGAAAAGGAGGAACCGGAACAGACAAAGGCGGAACUCGGACUCUUCCACGUCUUCUGACGACGACCUACCUCCAAACGACGACCCCUGCAAACACUGUGGUCUUCCAAACCAUCCUGAGCUGAUCCUCCUGUGUGACUCAUGUGACAGCGGCUACCACACAGCCUGCCUCAGGCCUCCUCUCAUGAUCAUCCCAGACGGAGAAUGGUUCUGCCCGCCCUGCCAGCACAAGCAGCUCUGUGAAAAACUGGAGGAGCAACUCCAAAACCUGGAUGCUGCCUUGAAAAAGAAAGAACGGGCCGAGAGGAGGUGAGUCUCUCUCUGAUCACUGCGAAAACGGAUCAAAGAAGCAUGAAAAUAGAAUAAAAUACUUCAAAAUGUAAAAGACAUUUGGGACAACAUGAGAGAAGUUCAUGAAGAAACCUUGAUAAAAGGUAACAGUGAACAGAGACUGAUUUCAGAGAUUAAUUGGAAACAUUUGUCUUUUUUUUUUUUUUGCAGAUUCGAUGAGUUUGACGAAGCGAUCGAGGAAGCCAUUGAGGAAGACAUCAAAGAAGCAGAAGGUGGAGGAGCUGGUCGAGGUAAGGACAUGGCAAACAUCACGGGCCACAGGGGCAAGGACAUCUCAACCAUCCUCCAAGCAGAGGAAGGUAAAGAGAACGGCCGUCCACCGCGAGCCAACGCCGCUCAGCGCCGGAAGAAACGCCGGCGACUCAACGACCUGGACAGCGACACUACUGUGGACGAAGAGGAGAGCGAGGAGGAGUUUUGUCUCAGUGAAAGCUCUGAGGAAGAGUUUGUCGUUUCCGACAACGAGACGGAGCCAGAAACUGAUGCAGACUCGAAUGGCAGUGACUUCGGCAGCAACCGCGGCGGUAGGCGCCACGCUUCGGCAUUUAGCAGAAGGCCACAGAAGCGCAGGCAGAGCUCAAGAAAGAGGAGGAGACCGAAAUGGUACUCUGAUGAUGAAGAGGACGAGACGGAUGAUGAAGUGGAAGAGGAAAUAGAGACGGAGCGUUCGAGCGAUUACAGCGACAGCGAUCUGGACAUGAGUCGGCGGCGGUCUCGGCGGAGCCACAAGAAGGAAGUAAACUACCGCGAGACGUCGGAGUCCGAAGGUUCUCAGGCUGAAAGUAACCGGGCCAAAAUGAAGCCCAGACGGUUCCGGCAGAGCUCGGACAGCGACGCGAGUUUCUCCAGAGAUUCCGAAGAAUCGUCUAAGGAACCGAAGUUGAAGAGAAGAGUCGACUCCUCAGAAGAUGAUUCCCGGCAGCGACGCAGACGCUUGGCUCUAAAACGCAGGAGAGCGUCUGAAGAGGACGACUCGGACUCGGACGACUCUUCAGAGGAGGACCGGCCCGUUCGCAAGCGGGUAAACCGCAUCGACUCGGACGAUGAGGAGGAGGAGGAGCAGGCAGAAAAGCCUAAAGAGGAGGAGCCAAAGGGAACAAACUCGUCAGACCGCCGCCCAACAGAGCCUCAAUCAGCGAAUGGACAGAGCACCACAAAGAACUCUGACGGCCCCGGCAGCCGCCCUGCCGUCGCCGACGCUCCGGGUCUCAUUCCACAACCGGACACGCUUAAAACUGUUGUUUCCACGGCAGCCGUUGUCGCCGCCCCGAACGGACUGGUGGGGCAGGAAGCGGCGGCGCAGGAAGACGACGAGGACGACCUGUUGGGAGUCACAGACUUGGUGGACUACGUCUGCAGUAACGAACAAUUGUAAAAAGUAAAAAAAAAUGGUGUACCGUUUUUUUUUUUUGUGGUAUUGUAUUUUUAUAUUGCUUAACUUUAUUAUUCCCUUUCCCUGUUUUUGUUUAUUUCCACGUGGA